This is a messenger RNA of Cladophialophora bantiana CBS 173.52, 1488 nucleotides long. RefSeq lists its product as uncharacterized. Lineage: Eukaryota; Fungi; Ascomycota; Eurotiomycetes; Chaetothyriales; Herpotrichiellaceae. Gene Ontology annotation, molecular function: poly(A)-specific ribonuclease activity; nucleic acid binding. The record is from RefSeq and is a predicted model, not a curated record. The transcript is spliced from 2 exons. Bases 1 to 1488 code for a protein of 495 amino acids. Gene Ontology annotation, cellular component: P-body; CCR4-NOT core complex; CCR4-NOT complex.
AUGGCGCCUCCGCGCUAUGGAAAUCAGUCCAUAAAUGGACCUUAUCAUAUUCAGCAAAAUCACCUUCAGUCACACGCAUCCUCACAUCAACAUGGUGCCCUUCCGCCUCCCACCCAUCUGGGCACUCCGUCCUUCGGUGCCGCUGGGUCUUCCAACGCAAGCCCAUUCGCUUUGGCAGGCAACCUGAACAACGGCUUUGAGCGCGGCAUGCUAGAUGGCGGCCUUCUCCCUAGUCAAAUGGCCCAAAUGGGAUUCUCAAGAGGAGGUCCAGUGCAAGCUCACCAGUCAUACGAUGGCCUCGGGGGUCCGCUGGAGAAUAAAGACGACGCCAGGAUCCGAAACGUGUGGAAGCAUAAUCUCAAGGAAGAGAUGGCGACAUUGAGACAACUGGUGGAUAUCUACCCAUACAUUGCAAUGGACACCGAAUUCCCAGGUAUUGUUGCUCGGCCCAUCGGCCAAUUCACCACAAAGGCAGACUAUCACUAUCAAACAUUACGGUGUAAUGUCGAUCUCCUCAAGAUGAUUCAGUUGGGAAUCACUCUAUUUAAACCUGACGGCACCCUCCCUCCAGCUGACGCCGCUCCUCAGAAGUCUCAGUUCCAUACCAGUGUCCUACCUACACCAUGUACGUGGCAGUUCAACUUUAAGUUCUCUCUGGAAACGGACAUGUAUGCGAGAGAGUCGACGCAGAUGCUUUCAAAAGCUGGCAUUGACUUUGACCGACAUGCGAAGCAUGGAAUCGACCCCCAUGAUUUUGGUGCGCUGUUGAUCAGUUCUGGUCUGGUGCUGGACCCCGAUGUACAUUGGAUUUCUUUCCACUCAGGCUACGACUUUGGCUACCUUAUGAAACUCAUGAUCUGCAAACCCUUACCUGAGGACGAAGUGAUGUUCCACAAGUACUUGGAGAAGUUCUUCCCGUCCUUGUUUGACAUCAAAUUCAUCCUCAAGCACGCUGGUGUAAAAGGUCAAGUUAAUAGCGGACAACCUCUUACCCAGGAAGCGGCGAUGAUGGUCCAGCGCAUAAUGACCAAAUCAGGUCUGCAAGACAUUGCUGAAGAGCUGGCCGUUCCGCGGAUCGGACAAGCACACCAAGCUGGCUCGGACUCCUUGCUUACUGGGCAAGUGUACUUCAAGAUGAAGGAGAAGAUCUUCAAUGGCAUAAUCGAAGAGGAUAAAUACCGAUCUCAAGUCUGGGGACUGAAUGCGCAGAUGCCAACCAGCGGUAAUGCCGCUGGUGGCGGAAGUGGAGGGGCUCCAGGGACGACGCGUGACUUCAGCACUCCGAACAUGAAUGGGGCGACCUUCUACAAUCAGAAUGGAACACCGACGACACCACAGACUGGGAACAUUGGUAUGGCGGGUGGACAGGGCGGAGGCGGGCCUUCCUCGCACACGCCUGUCCCUGCACAUACUGGUGGUGCCGGGAUGAUGGGGUCCAUGACACCGGGAGGGUUUGGGAAUUUCCAGUACCAGAAGGCGUUGAGUUAG